This is a messenger RNA of Neoarthrinium moseri, 1491 nucleotides long. RefSeq lists its product as uncharacterized. Gene Ontology annotation, molecular function: FAD binding. The coding region runs from base 1 to 1491 and encodes 496 amino acids. The record is from RefSeq and is a predicted model, not a curated record. Gene Ontology annotation, biological process: secondary metabolite biosynthetic process. Lineage: Eukaryota; Fungi; Ascomycota; Sordariomycetes; Amphisphaeriales; Apiosporaceae. The transcript has a single exon.
AUGGGAGACAUUGGUCACUCCACUAUCACAGUGGCCAUCGCUGGUGGCGGUAUAGCAGGCCUAGCACUUGCCACCGGCCUGGUGAAGCAAACUCACAUCAGUGUCCGCGUCUACGAGUCCAUCCCUUCAUACCAAGAUGUCGGGGCUGGCCUGGCUCUACACCGCAAUGCCAUCGCGGCGAUGUCACUGAUUGGACCCGAACUCAGGGAUGCCUACUUCGAGAAAGCGUUGUCCAUGGCUGCAGAUGCCGAUAUCGAGAUGGCCACUGAGAUCAUACUGGCGCAAGGCAAGAACAAAGGCCAGAAGGUAGCAGAGCUGGGCCGCGCAAAGGGCAGGAUGAGCGUCGCAAGAAGCGAUCUGCUGGAGGGCUUCUUCGCGUGUCUGCCGAAGGAAACAGUAGUCUUCGGCAAGAGACUCACCUCUAUCAGAGAAAUGGACGGCGGACAGAAAAUCAGCAUCGGCUUCCAGGACGGCACAAGCGCUGAGGCCGACGUGCUCAUCGGUGCCGAUGGCGUCCACAGCUUCACAAGGAGUUAUCUCUUGGGACCAGAUCAUCCGGCAACGGCGCCGAAGAACCACGAUGCCUGGACUAUUUACCGGACCAUGGUGUCUAUGGAUGAGGCACGGAAGCAUAUCGACUCCAGGUGGUGCAGUACCGUACCCAUCCUUCUCGGACCCAGGGGCCACGUCAACGUGAUACCGCUGAACAAGGGCACCCGUCUCAGCGCCGGCGUUGCAGUCCGAGGGGCGUCCAACCCGGACCUCGUCUCGCGUGACGCUUCUGAGCCGCCGAAACUCAACCCGGACAAAUACACCGACUACUCGGAUGAGGCGCAGCAGAUCAUCCGGCUGGUGGUCCGCGACCCGUCGGCGUCCUGGAAGCCCGCGGACCACGACCACGCGCCGUUCUACGCGCGCGGCCGCAUCGCCGUCGUCGGCGACGCCGCCCACGCCUCCCUGCCAUUCGCCGGCAACGGCGCCGCCCAGGCGCUCGAGGACGCCGCGGCCCUCACGGCCGUGUUCGCGCGCGUGCGGUCCCCCGCCGGGCAGGCCGACAUGGCGCUGCGGGCCUACGACGUCGUCCGGCGCGCGCGCAGCCAGCGCGUCGUCGACUUGGCGAGGCGGCUCGGCCGCAUCUACGCGUACGCGGAGAAAACGGGAAAGCCGGAGCAUGAUGGAGGGGAAGAAGAAGAAGGAGAAGAAGAAGAAGAGGGCAGGUGGCUACAUGAGAGCCCGGAGGUCCUCGGCCGGUCCAUUGCGGAGAUGGGGCGGUUUACUAAUGAGUUUGAUGUCGCAGGACAGAACCGCGAGGCCGUUGAGUUAUUUGAUUUGUUGGUCUGGCUCGAUGAGGAAGAGAGGAGGGAGAGAGAUAGUGUCGGCCUAACUCGGUUUGGGGGUGCUUCAAGGACAGAGUCGGUGGAUGGGCUUCGUAGAGUCAAUGGUGCUAUUAGUUUUGGACUUGUAAAUGAAGUUCAGGGUCAUCAGUCGUAG